AUGUCUCCCCAUCUCCGCGAGAUCGGAUCCUGGGCCUCCGAUCCCAAGAUCUCCGGCCAAAACUCUACCGUCACCACCAAUACCACCACGAUGUCGUCGCUGACAUCUGGUAGCACCGCCAGCCGUGGGAGCUCGCUUCCGCUGGAGGCUUUUAAAAAUGCGCCCGGGGGAUCGCAGCCAUGGUCCUCCGUGAAUCGACGGCCCUAA
This is a messenger RNA of Penicillium alfredii, 207 nucleotides long. RefSeq lists its product as uncharacterized. Lineage: Eukaryota; Fungi; Ascomycota; Eurotiomycetes; Eurotiales; Aspergillaceae. Bases 1 to 207 code for a protein of 68 amino acids. The transcript has a single exon. The record is from RefSeq and is a predicted model, not a curated record.